UAGUGGCUGGGAAAGCGGAGUUCAGACGGCAGCAGCCGGAGCGCGGAGCGGAUGCGGCCAGUGCGUGGAGCAGCAGCAGCAGCAGUAGCAGCAGCAACACGAAUCGCGAGCCCCCGGGCGGGAGCGCGCCCGGAGUCUCCGGCUCGCCUUCGGGGGGAGUCCUGCGUAGACCGAGACAGCUCUUGGGGCAGACUGGCCACCUGAGCCCCGGGGAAGAGACUUCCCCUCUCCUGGGAAGGGGGGACGGGAUACCGUCUCGCCCUUAGCCGCUUCUUGUUCCGACCCCCUACAUCACCAGCACCGCCGCCCCCCGCCGACCUCUCAGAGGGGCUCGGCACUCGAAAAGAAGGACGUUGUAAAUCAUCCCGGUGAUUGCAUAAAGCUGGAGGAUUUCUUCCUUCCAAGUUGCAACGAAUCUCUUCGUGCAAGUUCUUUUUUUUUUCAGAAAAAAAGAAACCCAAACCAAGCCAGCCAGCAGCUUGCCAGACUUGGCCCCAUCCUCUUCUUUCCAGCGUUCCUUUGGGUAGUUGAGAAGCCGGUGGGUCCGAGGACUUCACUUGCCUUCCCCGGUCUCUCACUUGCCCUACAGCAGCAAGCGUGUUUGAAUAACUCUCAAGUUAGGAUCUCUUCGUUUUGUCUCUGUCUCUUGUCUCUCCUCACGCUGUGGAAGAAGGGCACCCCCCUCCCAGCCACCCCCACCAGUCUCACUACUUCGUUUUUGAUAUUACUGUUAUUCGUCCUAGACGAUCUCCUCCGUGCCCGUACCCAUGUAAUAAUUCAUUCCAAGAUUCUGAGCAGAACAAGGAUUUUGCUUUUCUUUACCCACCUCAUGGUGCGCUUUGGGUCUGACUUGAAGGCAACGGAAAGGAACGGCAUGGCUGAGGAGCAGCUUUAGACGGAGAUUCUCUUGCUCACACAAGGAAUUCAAGUUCUUCUUAGUGUUCGGUUGGACAACUCCUUAGCCAUUCUGGAGAUGGACUUGCUUUCCAGGACCUACCUCUUGGCAGCCUUAUUAACCUGUAUCGUGUUUCAGUCCGGUGCCCAGGAGAAGAAUUAUACGGUGCGGGAGGAGUUGCCAGAAAAUGUCCUAAUUGGCAAUUUGCUUAAGGAUCUCAACUUGACUCUGGACCCUGAUGUGCCCCUUUCGUCACCCCUGCAGUUCAAGCUUGUGUAUAAGACUGGGGAUGUUCCGCUGGUGCAUGUGGAGGAGAAUACUGGAGAAAUAUUCACCACUGCCAACCGCAUUGACCGGGAGAAGCUCUGCUCUGGCAUUUUUAGUGAGAACCGCUGUUUCUAUGAGGUGGAAGUUGCUGUCCUGCCCGAUGAAGUUUUCCGACUGGUCAAGAUCAGGUUCCUGAUUGAGGAUAUAAAUGACAAUGCCCCUCUUUUUCCAUCAACAGUCAUCAAUAUCUCUAUCCCUGAGAACACGGCCAUCAAUUCCCGGUAUUCUGUCCCAUCUGCUCUUGAUCCUGACAUUGGAGUCAACGGCAUCCAGCAUUAUGAACUCCUUAAGCCUAAAACAGCUCCGAAAAGGACCUUUGGAUCCAUUACAAAUGAACAGGGUCAAAAUGUAUUUGGACUUGAUAUAAUUGAGACGCCGGAGGGGGACAAGUGGCCCCAGUUGAUAGUACAGCAGGUCCUUGACAGGGAGCAGAAGGAUACCUAUGUGAUGAAAAUUAAAGUGGAAGAUGGCGGCAACCCUCCACGAUCCAGCACUGCUAUUCUCCAAGUAACAGUCACUGAUGUGAAUGACAACCGCCCAGUGUUCAAGGAGAAUGAUAUUGAAGUCAGUGUUCCUGAAAGUGCCCCUGUAGGCACCUCUGUCUCUCAGCUUCAUGCUACUGAUGCCGAUCUGGGCUCAAAUGCCCAGAUCCACUUCUAUUUUAGCAGCCAAAUCACCACCUUGGCCAAAAGGCUGUUUGCCAUUGAUAACACCACAGGUCUCAUCACCAUCAAGGAACCACUGGACCGGGAGGAAUCUCCAGUACACAAGUUAACAGUCUUAGCAAGCGAUGGCAGUUCAACACCUUCAAGAGCAACAGUGACCGUGAAUGUCACAGACAUUAAUGAUAACAUCCCAUCAAUAGACACAAGGUACAUUAUCAACCCGGUGAAUGGGACUGUGCUUUUGUCAGAGAAAGCACCACUCAAUACUAAAAUUGCCCUGAUUACUGUAAUGGAUAAGGAUUCUGAGCUUAACGGCAAAGUUACCUGCUACACUGACCACGAUGUGCCAUUCAGGUUAAAGCCUGUGUUUGAUAAUCAGUUUCUGCUGGAGACAGCCACAUUCCUCGACUACGAGGCCACCCGGGAAUAUGCCAUUAAAAUAGUGGCUUCUGAUUCGGGGAAACCACCUUUGAACCAGUCUGCAAUGUUACUCAUCAAAAUCAAGGAUGAGAAUGACAAUGCACCAGUGUUCACGCAGCCCGUCAUUGGACUGUCUAUCCCUGAGAAUAAUGCUCCUGGCACCCAGCUGACCAAGAUUAGUGCUACAGAUGCAGAUAGUGGGCGCAAUGCUGAAAUCAGCUACAUGCUGGGCUUAGACGCACCACCCAUCUUCAACCUGGACCGCCGUACAGGCAUUCUGACAGCAGUGAGAAAGCUGGACAGGGAAAAACAGGACAGAUACUCAUUCACUGUGCUGGCGAAAGAUAAUGGGAUGCCACCCUUACAGACCAAUGCUACUGUGACAGUUUCAGUCUUGGACCAGAACGACAACAGCCCUGCCUUCACCCAUAACGAGUAUAAUUUCUAUGUACCAGAAAACCUACCCAUGUAUGGCACUGUUGGGCUGAUCACUGUGACAGACGCAGACUCCGGAGAGAACGCAGCCGUGACCUUGUCUAUAUUGAAUGGCAAAGAUAAUUUCAUUAUUGAUCCCCUCACUGGAGUCAUACGGCCUAAUAUUACCUUUGACAGGGAGCAGCAAGGUUCUUAUACCUUUCAGGUGAAGGCUGUGGAUGGAGGGAGGCUGCAACGCUCAUCAACUGCCAAGGUGACCAUCAAUGUGGUUGAUGUGAAUGACAACAGGCCUGUUUUUGUCAUGCCUUCAUCUAACUACUCGUAUGACUUGGUUCCAAUAACCACCAGCCCGGGCUCUGUAGUCACAAAGGUGUUUGCCAUUGACAAUGAUACAGGGAUGAAUGCAGAGCUUCGCUAUAGCAUUAUUGGUGGGAAUUCACGGGGAUUGUUUAUGAUUGACCAGUUAACAGGCAAUGUUACUUUGAAAGAGAAGGUCAUAUCGGCAGAUCAUGGGUUACACAGGCUGGUUAUCAAAGUCAAUGAUUUAGGACAGCCUGAGUCACUAUAUACUAUAGCACUGGUGCAUUUAUUUGUGAAUGAAACUGUCACCAAUGGAUCCUAUGUCCAAGAGUUAGUGCGCCGAAACAUGGAAACUCCAGUUGGCCAAAACGUUGGGGAUGGUGAGAUAACUCCACAGACGAACGACUAUGUCAAGAUCAUAAUUGCUAUCAUUGCAGGUACCAUGACAGUAAUACUGGUCAUCUUUGUGACUGCCCUGGUGCGAUGCCGUCAAACACCCAGGCACAAGGUUGUCCAGAAAAGCAAGCAGAGUGGUGAGUGGGUUUCUCCAAACCAAGAAAACCGUCAGAUCAAGAAGAAGAAGAAGAAGAAGAAGCGCUCUCCCAAAAGCCUUCUUCUCAACUUUGUGACCAUCGAAGAAUCUAAGCCUGAUGAUCCUGGCCAUGAACAUAUCAAUGGCACUCUGGACAUUCCCGUGGAGCUGGAAGAACAGACUAUGGGAAAAUAUAACUGGGCCACCACACCAACAACCUUUAAGCCUGACAGCCCAGAUUUAGCAAAGCACUACAAGUCUGCCUCGCCACAGCCCACUUUCCAAAUAAAACCCGAGACUCCAGUGCCACCGAAGAAGCACCAUGUCAUUCAGGAACUGCCUCUGGAUAACACCUUCGUGGUGGGCUGCGAUUCACUCUCUAAGUGCUCCUCCAGCAGCUCAGACCCUUACAGCGUCUCUGAAUGCAGCUGUCAAGGAGGUUUCAAGACUCCAGGCUCCAUCCACAACAGACAGCUCUGAACGUCUUCGCAUCAGCUGUUAAGUACUGAAGUCGUAUACACAAUGAUGUUAAGCCAGCAAACAUGGAAAUAUGGGAAUAGCACGAGAAAGCCCUUUGUCCUCUCUCCCUGAUUGCUGAAGAAUUUUAUCGUCUGAUCUCCAGAGGGGUUUUCGAAGUGGCGGUGAACUGUUCAAGCUGCCCUACUGAAAGGUAUUCAGGGCAAGAACGCUAAGACAGAAAAGGAAAGAAAAGAAAGACAAAGAGAGACUUGAGAACAUUGUGCUAUAAGUGUUCGAUAAUGUAGGGUUUUUCCCUAAGGCAAAAUAAGUGAUAUUAACCAUCACUGGGUGUGAAUGGUGGUAACUAUAUAAGAUAAAUCUUUUUAUUCUCUUAUGUUGCUGAUAGCCACUUUGUCCUUAACGGACUAAUGCCCUUAACUUAUUUAUGCUGAGGAUAUAUGUUGUCCAUGCUCCCCUCCCUUAUAGCAGAGAUGGGGAACCUGUUCCUUUCCAGGUGUUGCUGGACUGCAACUCCCAUCAGCCCCACCCAGCAUGCCCAGUGGUUAGGGAUGGUGGGUUGCAUAGUACAGCAACAGUGAAGGGCCACAGGUUCCCCAAUCCCACCUUAUGCCUUCUCCCCCAUAUACAUGAUGAUAAAGGAGCAAUAACUUUUAGGCAUAUACAUCCAAAAAAAGAAAGACAAAGUAAAGUUAUCUAUACUCCCUGCAUUUCUUGGUAAAAUACUUUGUCUCAUAUGCUCCAGAAUGAGAAAUUAUUGUUGGUUUAUUUUUUAUUUUCUUGGGUGGGGGGGAGGGGGGGUUGUUGUAAGAAAUACUUUUUUCCGCUAUGCAGGAUAGCCAGAUAUGAGCAUUUUACAGUGCUUUGUCGAUCUUAAAAUGCCGAAUGGCUCUUUCCACUGGCUUAACAGGCUAUCAGUCCUCAGCAUGGUGGAAAGUCAGCUGCUAAUGCAUUUUCUCCAUGACACACAUCAUGGAGAAUGUGACGGACGGUUCCAUGUGCAGCAGGGGUAGGAAACAUGGGGACCUCCAAAUAUUUCUGGACUCCAAUUCCCAUCAGCUCCAGCCAGUAGCUUCAAUGGCCAAGGAUGAUGGGAGUUAUAGUCCACCACAAUGAGUACCCUUGCUCUACAUGGAACACCCACCUCCACAUGUUGCAUCCAUGGGGUGGGGGAGAGUUGUAUAUCUGCUCCUCUAUCAUAGGUCCACUAGGCCUCCAAGCCUAAACAUGUGGAAUGGGAAGUAAGUCCCAUUGAUUUCAAUAGGACUUACAUCUGAGUAAACAUGCAUAGGAUUGUGCUGCAUGUUGUAUGAACUGGGCCCAAGAGAGGGUGUACCUCGUACUUGCAAUUCCGUAUAGAUAUAUGUAUAGUAUACACUUGUAGCCAGCCUCUCUCAUAUUUUUUUUAUUAUUCUAACUGUUAAGCUUUUCAAUGAAAGCUUAUUUUAUAUUAUGCUGGCUAGCAUUUUUAAGAGUACCUACUUAGGCACAAUUUAGAUGGCACGCCCUUCCCCAAUAUUUAAGCAAAAGGUCUUGCAUUUAGUGUGAUUUAAAAAAAAAAAAUCAAAACCUUAACUACCACUAGUACAAAUAAAUAAUAAUACUGCUGCCUAGCAUUAAAAUGGCUGCCUUUUUAGGCAAUUUGGCAAGAUCACUGAAUUUAUCUUUGGUUAGCAUAAGAUGUAACAUUUUCAUUUUUUGGUUGUUGCUUAUUACAUGUUUAAAAUGUGUACUAUGCCUAUCACAGUUUGCAUUAAUGUGUUGCAUUAAUGUGUUGCAUUGUAUCAUCCUUGGGCAAUAAUGUAAAAGAAUGUACACUUCAUGUAACAGUGUUUGGAUUGGUGCAGGAUUCAUUGAGCACAGUCCACCUAGAACUUUGACUGUGGAUAUCCCACUGAAAAGUAGGAUUCUACAAGAGCACAGAAAUGGUUCUAUUAUCUUCAAAUGUUUUGAACAAUAUUCCUACUGGAUUGCACUCAGUGCUUUUAAAAAAGGGGGAAGGAGUAAAAAGGAAAAAAAACUGGAUUUUUUUUUUGUCGUUGUAUGAAUGCUAAUAUAAAAUUGGAUAGCUAGAUGGCGGGGGAAGGGGGAAGAGGUAUAUGUCCCAAUCACAUAUUAAUUGUCCGCCUAGAUCAACAAGAAAUUGCUCCACGGGAAGCACUUUUGCACAAGAAAAGCAAAUGUAGAAGUGCCACGUGCUUCCACAUUUUAAACACGUGUCUCCUGAAAAAAAGAAAUGCAUAAGCUCCAUAAUUAUUUAAAUCUUUUAUAUUUGCCUGGAGCCCACAUUGAUUUUUCGGACAAGUCAAUGCACAGCAAAAGCUGAGUGCUACUCUCAGUCACAUUUCUUUCUACAACAUGUUGAGUGCAGCAAUCCUGCCAGAGUUAAGCACUCUUAACACACAUUGAUUUUAAAAAGUAAA
Molecule: messenger RNA, 6474 nt
Organism: Podarcis raffonei (Aeolian wall lizard)
Lineage: Eukaryota; Metazoa; Chordata; Lepidosauria; Squamata; Lacertidae
Gene: PCDH11X
Product: protocadherin 11 X-linked
Exons: 5
Coding region: 974-4054 (1026 amino acids)
Biological process (GO): homophilic cell-cell adhesion
Cellular component (GO): plasma membrane
Molecular function (GO): calcium ion binding
Source: RefSeq, a predicted model, not a curated record